CACACUCUUGACUCUCGACUGCUCUCUCACAUCACCCUUGGCUUCAUUGCUAAUCCUGCACACCAGCAGCAGCCCAGCACAUACCUUUCUUUGGCACAGAGCGGGUCGCGCAAGCUGCACCGAAGAAUAGCGCCGACCAUCUGCUCACCUUGGCACAGCUGCUUUCAGGCUGUUCAGACCUAGCUUGCUUGCGCACCACCUCUCUGCGGAUCGAGGCUUGCCGCACUGCACUGCUGAGUCACCAGUAUCGCAGUGUGCCCGCUCAGCUCAGCUCGCAUCAAUCUCUGAUUGUGCUCGCCAAGACGCUUGCGAUCCAACGGACACGGCCACCGCAGCAAGCCGCGGAUCCCGUCGCACCUCUGCCCGUUGCUCGAAAUGGAGCCCUUACCGCUUCCCGCGACCUCUUCACGUCGUCGUGAUCGCGUCACUUAUAUCCACGACGAGGAUGUUGGCAAUUACUCUUAUGGCUACGGACAUCCAAUGAAGCCUCAUCGGAUGAGGAUGACCCAUAACCUGGUCUCCAAUUACGGAUUGCACAGGUACAUGCACCUCGUCAGACCCAGAAGAGCUACAAGAGAGCAGAUGACUGCUUUUCAUACGGAUGAAUAUGUAGACUUUUUGCAGAGAGUCACUCCUGAAACGGUGGCCGAGCUGACUGGGGAUGGGACCAGAUUUCUGAUAGGCGAAGACUGCCCAGCCUUUGGAGGUCUAUUUGAAUUCUGCAGCAUAUCUGCCGGCGGUUCACUGUCUGCAGCACACGCCAUCAACGAUGGCACAGCAGACGUAGCCAUCAAUUGGGCCGGAGGACUGCAUCACGCCAAGAAGAGAGAGGCUAGCGGGUUCUGCUACGUGAAUGAUAUCGUGCUGGCCAUACUCGAGCUGCUGAGAACGCACCUGCGAGUGCUGUACAUCGACAUCGACAUCCACCACGGUGAUGGCGUUGAGGAAGCAUUCUACACCACAGACAGAGUCAUGACUGUCAGUUUUCAUAAGUUUGGAGAUUUCUUUCCAGGGACUGGGGAUGUGAGGGACAUUGGCAUCAAGAAAGGCAAGGGGUACGCUGUGAAUGUGCCUCUCAGGGAUGGAGUGGGUGACGUGGAGUUUGGCGGGAUUUUCAGACCUGUGUUGCAACACAUCAUGGACUGGUACCGACCCGGGGCUGUGGUGCUCCAAUGCGGUGCUGACAGUCUUGCAGGAGACAAGCUGGGCUGUUUCAACUUGAGCAUGCGAGGACACGCCGAGUGUGUGCGGUUCAUGCAGUCGUUUGGAGUGCCCCUGAUCUGUCUGGGUGGCGGAGGAUACACGGUGCGGAAUGUUGCGCGGACGUGGACGUACGAAACAGGCUUGAUGCUUGGAAAAGAGCUGCCCGAGGAUCUGCCCUUCAACGAGUACAUUCAGUAUUUUGGACCAGAAUACAAGCUGGACGUACCCCCCACCAGCAUGGAUAAUCAGAAUACCAGAGAAUACUUGGAUGGACUCGUCAAGAAGAUUGUGGAGAAUCUUAGGUGUCUCAACCCGGCACCUAGCGUAGGCAUGCAUGAGACUCCUGCUCAUUCUAUCAACCCCGCGGACAUGGAUCUGGAGGAUGAUGACGAGUCCGACCUGGACCAGAGGAUAACACAACGUCUAAGAGAUGCACACGUCGAGCGAUUUGGGGAUGAACUAUCGGGUGACGAAGGAUCGUCAUCUGACGAAGGUGGGCGAGCAUCUGAGAUGGGCGCAGAGGGCCACGACGUAGCAGGUCAGGUACCAUUUCGAGCGGGCUACGCAUCAAAAGCGCGAUCCAUCGACUCCACCCCCAACGGAUCGAGGCGAGGCUCGACGAUGAAGCGAGGCAACAGCAAUGCAAGCUUGCUCGGUGCUGGAACGCACGAUUUGGCAGCUAGGUUCGGCAAUCCUACGUAUGCGCUGGAAGCGGCUGCGAACGGGCGGAGGAGCAGCGUACAAUUCUCUGGCCUUUUGGGCGAUCCUGCUCGAGACGAUGUACUAGGCAUGGGCUUCGGCACGCAAAGGCAAAGUCGAUCGGGUCGCAAAUCAGGCAAGAGGAACUUUUUCAGCUCUCGAGCCAAGGUGGAGCCCAAGUCGUCGGAGGGCAAGGCUUCCGGCUCCUUAGCGCAAGACGAAAAUGCAAGGCUCGAGCAGGGUGUGCAGAUGAUGCAAGGCAAGAGCUCGAGUGGCGUUUCAAGGAGGAAACCGGCAAUGCCGGUCUUGGGUAUCGGACGCUCGGCCGCUGUUGCUGUGGACAACGACGCGUCGGAAGUUGCCGACACGCCCCUGGCAUCUCCUUUACCGUUGCACGGCGCUGCUAGCAUUGCAGCUUGACCGCACGUGAUGCCUCGUAAGCCUGAUGGAGGAGCAGGAUCAGCCAUGUUCGUUGCACGCGUCGCCCGGUCUGUUCUUUCCCCUUCCCCUCCUCCCUUCUCAAUUGUGCUUGUUCUCUCUUUGUAACAACACCAACCACCCUGCUCUGCAAGUCACCUCAACAUCAUCCUUUUGCGCAUGGCUCUUCGAGAUGCUCAGAGAUUCAAGGAGGAGAAGAUGGCCGAUGUGCAUCUCAUUUUGCUUUUGUUUUGUGCAGUACGGCAAGCUGCUGCCGAUUGGUCGAGUCAUCUAGCAAAGCGGUGGGACGAGCUAUCAAGGUUCAAUCUC
Messenger RNA from Ceraceosorus guamensis, 2649 nucleotides. RefSeq lists its product as hypothetical. Bases 376 to 2322 code for a protein of 648 amino acids. The transcript is spliced from 6 exons. The record is from RefSeq and is a predicted model, not a curated record. Gene Ontology annotation, molecular function: histone deacetylase activity. NCBI's taxonomy places the organism in Eukaryota, Fungi, Basidiomycota, Exobasidiomycetes, Ceraceosorales, Ceraceosoraceae.